Messenger RNA from Porites evermanni, 1413 nucleotides. The record is from the annotation of a GenBank genome assembly. NCBI's taxonomy places the organism in Eukaryota, Metazoa, Cnidaria, Anthozoa, Scleractinia, Poritidae.
AUGAUAUACAUAACGGUACUAAAAACCCCAUGGCACUACUUGAACAAAUCUGGCUGUGUGGGCUACGUGUGGUUAGAGCAGGCAGGACUCGGAUUCAGGACUGCGUGCCGGAUUGCGAGUCCCACGCUCUGGCCACCCGACCACGUCGCCUACUCAAAUUUUCAACACUUUUUACGUUUUAUGUUUGUUUUCUUUUAUCUUUUUUACAGAGAAUCGCUCAGAAAGUACAUGGGAACGUGUAGCAGACGUUUUUCCCGUGUGCGCAUGUCCUUGUGUGGAAGGCGUGGAUUCUUUGUUGCCAUUAUUUAUAUCCUAACAUUCGCUGUUGUACUUCCAGUCUUGUGUCACAAACUUGGUUUCUCGACCUAUUUCGCCAAGCCUAAGGAGCCUUACAAGCUGCUAGAAAUUCAAAACGACGAAAGAACUAAACAUGCCAGGGAAAAUCUGGAAACUUUAAAACAAAGGACCAAGCCCCUUAGUCCCAAGCAAUCGAAACAAAUCGAGUUCUUGAUAGUAGUCCUGACUGCUUAUCGCGCGGCAAACACGCAUUAUUUAUUGCAAGUGACCGCUCGUUUGCUUCCUCAAGUUAGAGACGAUGGAGGGAGAAGUAUUAUUACUAUUCUGAAUUCUGAUCCUAAAUCGGGGCUGAACGAAGAUGCUCAUUAUCUAUCAAGCUUUAUAACUUUGACAAAUAGUUCAGCCCCUCUUACUUCUAACUUGAGGUCUCGCGAAAAAGAAGACUAUGUCGUGGGUCUAGAAACUGUCUUACAGUACAAUUCUACCUACGUUUUAAUGAUUGAGGACGACGCCCUGCCAUCAGAAAAUCUGCUGAAGGAUCUUCGCUUUGUUUUAAGACAUAAGAUGCCGUGGAAAUUUUUAAAAACGCGCCGAGAUUGGGCGUUUUUGAAACUCUAUUACCCUGAGAAGUGGCAAGGCUUCGGAUGGCCUGAGUUACCAGAACUUAUAUUGGUUGGUUUUCUUGGGGGAUGUUUCGGCGCGUGGAUAGAAAUAAAAUUGGAAAACCCUUUAAGAUUUAAAAAACAAUAUAUUAUUUGUGCUUUUAUAGUGUGGUCAACGUACUUUGUCCUGGUUGUUUAUACUGUUGGUAGAGCUCAUUUGAUAGAAUUAAGAAAGCUCUCCCCAGUCCUGUAUUCCGUUGUCAAGGCUCAUGGAUGUUGCACACCUGGGGUUCUUUAUCAGAGAUCUCGUGCGCUGGAGCUCGCUAAAUUUUUAAAGUCAGUGAACUGUAAUGAUGCAUAUCCCAUGGAUGUUGCUAUUGAUGACUUCGCAAAGAAUAGCAGUCUGCAACGGUACGUGGUUAUUCCAAACAUGGUCAGCCACAUUGGUGUUCAUUCAAGUCUCAGUAACAGCCUCAAACAUUUUGCAGAAUUUUUCUUAAUGUUUAAACCGUAG